Pichia membranifaciens NRRL Y-2026 is the source of this 1053-nucleotide messenger RNA. RefSeq lists its product as hypothetical. Lineage: Eukaryota; Fungi; Ascomycota; Pichiomycetes; Pichiales; Pichiaceae. The record is from RefSeq and is a predicted model, not a curated record. The transcript has a single exon. Gene Ontology annotation, biological process: peptidyl-arginine methylation. Gene Ontology annotation, cellular component: nucleus. Gene Ontology annotation, molecular function: protein-arginine N-methyltransferase activity. The coding region runs from base 1 to 1053 and encodes 350 amino acids.
AUGGGAUCGGAGCAGCCAGAGACGUAUGCCACAGACAAAAAGACGCUGCCAUUUUCGGAGCAGCACUAUUUUUCGUCAUAUGACCACUUCGGGAUCCACGAGGAGAUGUUGAAGGACCGGGUGAGAACGCUGUCGUAUCGGAACGCGAUCAUGAAGAACAAGCACCUGUUCAAGGACAAGAUUGUGCUAGACGUCGGGUGCGGAACAGGGGUGUUGUCGAUGUUUGCGGCGCAGGCGGGGGCCAAGCACGUGUUAGCGGUGGACAUGUCGAACAUCAUCGAGAUGGCGCAGAAGGUGAUCGACGUGAACGGGUUCUCGGAGCGGAUCACGCUCUUCCGCGGGAAGCUGGAGGACGUGAAGCUUCCGUACGACAAGGUGGACAUCAUCAUCAGCGAGUGGAUGGGCUACUUCUUGCUCUACGAGUCCAUGUUGGACACGGUGUUGGUUGCGCGGGACAUGUACCUCAAGGAGGGCGGCCUGCUCUUCCCGGACAAGGCCAGCAUCCACGUGGCGAUGAUCGAGGACGAGGAGUACAAGAACGACAAGAUCCACUUCUGGGAAGACCCGAUGCAGCUCUACGGCUUCGACUACUCGCCCUUCGUCAAGAUCGCCAUGGUCGAGCCGCUCGUCGACACCGUCGACAACGGCGCCGUCGUCACCAGCCACUACAAGCUCAUCGACUUCGACCUGAACACCGUCACCAUCGAGCAGCUUGCCUUCCACCGCACCUUCAGGCUCAAGGCCACCCGGGACGACCGCGUCCACGCCCUGCUUGCCUGGUUCGACAUCGACUUCCCCUCCGACACCCCGGAAAACGUCGUCUCCUUCUCCACCGGCGCCCACGCCACCUACACCCACUGGAAGCAGACCGUCUUCUACCUCGACCGCGUCCUCGACGUCAAGAAGGGCGAGGAGAUCUCCGGCUCCCUCGCGUCCCGUCCGAACGAGUUCAACAACAGAGACUUGGACAUCGAGCUUGAGUUCAACUUCCCUGCCAGCGGCCCGGACGACUCUCGCCGCACCACCGGCAAGUACAACUACUUCUUGCGUUGA